AUGAAGAAAAAAGCUUCCAGUGAUCGACGAAAGCGUCCGUCUCAACAAACAAAGAAAAAUCCUAAAAAACAAAACGGCAUCAGUAGCAAGGUAUCGAAACAAGAAAAGAAAUUUCAUCGUAAAGUUAAAUUUAAUCUUCCAUUAAGCAAAAAUCCAUAUAAAACUAAACAAGAAAAAUAUCAAGGGAAAAAUGAACGUAACCCCUUCAAGGAUCCAUCUAGCACCGAUGAUGUUACAGAAGAAGACGAUGCAAUUUUACCGUUAGAUAUGGAAGAUAUGCUUGACGGCAGCGAUCACGAUGAUAAAACUGAACAAAACGGGGAAAAUAAGAUUAUUUCUGAAGAUGAGGGAUUUAUGACAACAGACGACGAAGACGAUGCAGAAAUGUACGAACGUCGUCCUCGUCUAUCAUUCGGUGCGAAUAACAACAAUUCUGACAUCGUAAUGCGCCAAUUAUUACCUCUUAAAACUAAUCAAGGAAAGUUUAUAACACAAUCGGUAUCUUUAACGUCGACUUCUCCCGUAGAUGAUAGUGAAAAGGAAACAGAAAAAUCGAGUGAUGACGAAGCAUUGGUGCCUGAACAAAAAGAACAACAAAAGCCUCCUUUAUCUCUAGUCGAAUUGUUAGCUGAACGUGAAAAGAAACUAAAUGAAUGCAAACAAAUAAUUGUUCAUCUAUGUGAUUUGAUAAUGAAAAAUCCGUAUGAAGAAAUAAGUAAAUUGAAACAGUUACGUUUACUAUUAAAUAAUGGUGACCCAUUAAUAUCCAUUACGAUACGAAAAUUGACCAUGUUAUCGUUAGUCGAAUUAUUUAAAGAUAUUGUACCGGGCUAUAGAAUAAAAUCGUUGAAAGAAAAUAUUAAAGAUGAAAAUGAGAAAAUAAAAUCCAAAAAGAAAGACACAACAAAAGGCGAAUCAUUAUCAAAAGAUGUUAAACAAAUACGAAAUUUUGAACAAACAUUAUUAAAAAAUUAUCAACAAUUUUUACAUUUUCUUGAACAAUGUGCAAAGAAAAAUCUAGCAAAGAAAAACAAGAAGCAACAAGACAAAAUAAAGGAUGAAGAGAUGAAAGAGGAGGAGGAGGAUAAGAAUGAAAAAAAUGAAUAUCGAAAGUCAAAAUUAUCUGUUGGACAUUUAGCUGUUCAAUGUUUAUGUAAACUAUUAUCAAAUUUAUCACAUUUUAAUUUUCGAUCAAAUUUACUCAAUGUGACUAUACAAUUAAUGUCAAAUAGUGAUAAAGAAGUUGUUCAAAUGUGUUGUUCCUGUGUAUCCGAACUUUUGGUUUCUGAUAAAACUGGUGAACUAUCGUUAGAAACUGUUCGUUUUAUGACAAAAAUGUUAAAAACUCAAUCGUAUGCUGUUCAUUCAUGUGUACUCGAUGUAUUUUUAUCAUUGAACAUCAAAGAAAUAUCAGAAGAUGAAAAAGAAGUAAAACCAAAAUAUCGAGAUCAAAAACAUUCACGUCGUGAUCGUAAACGUCAUAAAGAAACAGAAGAAUUAAAUAAGCAAUUAGAAGAAAAAACGUUACCCGUACGUCAACAACAACGUUUAAAAUUAAAUCGUCAAAUUAUUGAACUAUUAUUUUUAAAUUAUUUUCGACUAUUAAAACGUCGUCUUAAUUUGAAAUUAAUGUCAAGCGUUUGUGAAGGUUUAGCAAAAUAUUCAAAUUUAAUUAAUAUUGAAUAUAUGGAUGAUCUCAUAACGUGUUUUUAUGAUUUAAUUCAAAUUGAAAAUGUUCUUAAUCGUCGUGCCAAAUUUCAUUGUCUAAUAACAGUAUUUUCUAUUCUAAAUAAACAAGCGGUAUUAAUUAAUAUUGAUCCACAACGAUUUUAUACUGUAUUUUAUUCAUUAUUGACAAGUACUUCAUCAACUAGUAAUAAUGAUGAUAUUGAUUUGAUCAUACAUUUGAUACGAUUAAUGUUAAUUGAUAGAUGGAAACAAUUAUCAAAACCAAAAUUAUUAGCCUUUAUUAAACGUUUAACAACAAUGUGUUUACAUUUAACAUGUUCCUAUUCAAUAUCGGCUAUAUUUGAAAUGAUUAAAGCUUUGUUAACUGUAUCACCGCAAACAACGGAUAUGUUAUAUGAAAAUGAACUAACUGGAUCAGGUGUUCAUUAUCUAGCAGAAGUAAAUGAUCCAGAAUAUUGUCAUGCACAAAAUUCUGCAUUAUAUGAAUUAUAUUUAAUUAAUAAAUUUUAUGAUACAAACACAAGACAUCAAUGUGAACAGUUGAUAAAAACAAAAUUUAAUGAUCCAAACAUAAUGAAAAUGUGUGAUACAACUGCCUAUGGAUAUUUAGACAAAAAACAAAAAGUAUUAUCAUCGAUAAUAAGAAGUUAA
Messenger RNA from Didymodactylos carnosus, 2340 nucleotides. Lineage: Eukaryota; Metazoa; Rotifera; Eurotatoria; Philodinida; Philodinidae. The record is from the annotation of a GenBank genome assembly.